Messenger RNA from Eutrema salsugineum, 2050 nucleotides. Its product is annotated as UDP-glucuronate 4-epimerase 6. The record is from RefSeq and is a predicted model, not a curated record. The transcript has a single exon. Lineage: Eukaryota; Viridiplantae; Streptophyta; Magnoliopsida; Brassicales; Brassicaceae. The coding region runs from base 223 to 1608 and encodes 461 amino acids.
UUUUUCUCUUUAUAAUCAUCAGAUCGUUCCUUCACUUGAUUUUCAGGGCUCUGAAGAAAGAAAAAAACUCUCUCAAACCCUCGUUACUAAAAAAAUAAAAUUUAUUCAUUUCACGAAUCAAAGUCUUCUUUCGAGCCCAUUCGAUCUAAAGAAGAAGAAGAAGAAUCCACAACAAGAUCAUCAUCAGUUAAAGAGUUUCCUAUUAAAACAAAAAAGACGAAAAUGCCCCUGUCGGCGACGGCGGAUACAAGCAAGACGGUGAAGCUGGAGAGAUACAACAGCUACCUCCGCAAGAUUCACAGCACAAAAGUCCUAAACGCUUCUUCCAAAGUCCUUUUCCGAGCAACCCUCCUCGUCGCUCUCCUCCUCGUCCUCCUCUUCGCCAUCAACUACCCUCCACUCUCCGACAGCCGCGCCGCCGCCGCUCACCAUCUCCACCGCCGCAGCUUCUUAUCCACCGGCCUCUUCUCUUCCUCCUCCUCCUCCUCCUCUGCCUCUCUCGGAGCCGCUUGGGAGAAGCGAGUAAGACAAUCCUCCACAGCCAAAAGACCACACGGCCUCUCCGUCCUCGUAACCGGAGCAGCCGGAUUCGUCGGAUCACACUGCUCAAUCGCUUUAAAAAAACGCGGAGACGGUGUCCUCGGCUUCGACAACUUCAACGAUUACUACGACCCUUCACUCAAAAGAGCAAGACAACAACUUCUUGAAAAGCAACAAGUGUUCAUCGUCGAAGGAGACCUCAACGACGGUCCUCUCUUACGUAAGCUCUUCGAUGUCGUCCCUUUCACUCACGUCCUCCACUUAGCAGCUCAAGCCGGAGUUCGCUACGCCAUGAAAAACCCACAAUCUUACAUAAGCUCCAACAUCGCCGGUUUAGUUAACCUCCUCGAAGUGGCUAAAGCGGCUAAUCCUCAGCCAGCGAUUGUAUGGGCUUCUUCUAGCUCCGUUUACGGUCUCAACACCGAGAAUCCUUUCUCUGAAGAGCACAGGACUGAUCAGCCGGCGAGUCUUUACGCGGCGACGAAGAAAGCCGGCGAGGAGAUUGCUCACACUUACAACCACAUCUACGGUCUUUCGUUAACCGGACUCCGGUUUUUCACGGUUUAUGGUCCUUGGGGAAGACCGGACAUGGCUUACUUCUUCUUCACUAAAGACAUCCUCCACGGGAAAUCGAUCGACAUUUACAGGACGCAAGAUAAUCAAGAAGUGGCGCGUGACUUUACUUAUAUAGACGAUAUCGUUAAAGGAUGUGUCGGUGCUUUGGACACGGCGGAGAAAAGCACCGGAAGCGGCGGGAAAAAGAGAGGUCCGGCGAUGUUACGUGUUUAUAACCUCGGAAACACUUCUCCGGUUCCGGUCGGGAGAUUGGUUUCGAUUCUUGAAGGGUUGUUGGGGACGAAAGCGAAGAAGCAUCUGAUCAAAAUGCCGAGAAACGGUGACGUGCCUUACACGCAUGCGAAUGUGAGUUUAGCGUAUAGAGAUUUCGGGUAUAAACCUACGACGGAUCUCGCGGCGGGGCUGAGGAAGUUCGUCAAGUGGUACGUUGGUUAUUAUGGGAUUCAGCCGAGGGUAAAAAGGGAAAACUCUCAUGCCGAAGAUUCCGCUUAAUAUCUCUUCUUUCUCUUUCUCUUUCUUUUUUCUUGCUUCAUCAUCAUCACAUGCUUGUUUUUUUUCUACAAAACAAAAAAAGAAAAAAAUUAUUUACAGGGACAGAUUUCUGUAUUUUUCUGUUUUUAUUUUUAAAUUGCUAAAACAAAUCAUAAAUGUUUUUUUUUUUGUGGUGGUCCUUUGUUAAGGGGGAUCAAAUUUGUGGGGGAAUUAAAUUGUUACAGCUGUAUGUUAUAAUAGAAAAGAUAUAUAGAGAAAAAAGUGAAAGGGGGAGAGGAAAAAAUGGGUAGAAUUGGAAAUAUAUGUGGGUUUGUUAUGUAAUAAAUGAUUUGGGGUUAUGAUCUUGCUGGAAAGUGUUUAGAGCAGAUCUUAGCCGUUGGAUUUUUGUAACCAAGGAAUGAAACAUGUGAUCUAUUUACCAACUGUAACAUAAGUAAUUUUA